Exophiala oligosperma is the source of this 1692-nucleotide messenger RNA. RefSeq lists its product as uncharacterized. Gene Ontology annotation, molecular function: oxidoreductase activity. The transcript has 2 exons. The record is from RefSeq and is a predicted model, not a curated record. Lineage: Eukaryota; Fungi; Ascomycota; Eurotiomycetes; Chaetothyriales; Herpotrichiellaceae. The coding region runs from base 1 to 1692 and encodes 563 amino acids.
AUGGCAAAAUCUCUCGACGCUCUCAUCAUCGGCGCCGGGUUUGGGGGGAUAUACCAACUCUACCGGCUACGGCAGCAAGGCCUCAAUGUCAAGGUCGUCGAAAUGGCUAGCGACGUAGGGGGGACGUGGUACCAUAACAGAUAUCCCGGAGCCAUGAGCGAUACCGAGAGCUUCAUAUACCGAUACUCGUGGGACAAAGAGGACCUUCUCACGUAUCCCUGGUCGCAUUACUACGUCAAACAACCAGAGGUUCUCAAGUAUCUCGAACACGUCGUGGAACGCCACGACCUUCGACGAGACAUGCAAUUCAACACCGAGCUCCUCUCGGCGGACUGGGACGAGGCGUCCCGCAAAUGGCGAGUCGAGCUCAGCACCGGCGAGACCGUCCACGUGCGGUAUCUCGUCACGGCGCUGGGGCUACUCUCCAAGGCCAACUACCCCGACAUCCCGGGUCUCGACACGUUCCAGGGGGUCAAGUGCCACACGGCGGCGUGGCCGCGGGACCUCGACCUGACGGGCAAGCGCGUGGGCGUCAUCGGGUGCGGCUCGACGGGCGUCCAGGUGAUCACGGACAUCGCGCCCAAGGUGUCGUCCUUGAUCUCCUUCCAGCGCCACCCCCAGUACACGGUGCCCAGUGGCGACCGGCCCGUCGAGCCGGGCUACCGCGAGGGCGUCAACGAGCGGUACGACGAGAUCUUCGAGCAGGUCAAGAACUCGAUCGUGGGGUUCGGGUUCGUCGAGUCGACGGUUCCGUUCGACUCGGUCACGUCGCCCGAGGAGCGCGAGGCCAUCUUCGAGCGGCUGUGGGAGCAAGGCAACGGCUUCAAGUUCAUGUUCGACGGCUUCUGCGACAUCGCCACCAACCGGGCCGCCAACGAGGCCGCGUGCGCCUUCAUCCGCAAGAAGAUCGGGCAGAUCGUCCGGGACCCGGAGAAGGCGCGCAAGCUGCAGCCCCACGACCACUACGCCCGCCGGCCCCUCUGCGACGGCGGCUACUUUGAGCGGUUCAACCUCGCGCACGUCGACGUGGUCCAGCUGCAGGAGACGCCCAUCACGCGCGUCACCCCCACGGGCAUCGAGACGACCGCGGGGUCCCACGACCUCGACGUCAUCGUCUUCGCCACCGGCUUCGACGCCAUCGAGGGCAACUACAACCGCAUCCGCAUCCGGGGCCGCGGCGGCCUCACCCUCAAGGACUACUGGACCCCCAACGGCCCCACGGCCUACCUGGGCGUGUCGGUGCCCAACUUCCCCAACCUGCUCAUGAUCACGGGCCCCCAGGGCCCGUUCACGAACCUGCCCCCGGCCAUCGAGGCCCACGUCGACAUGAUCUCGGGUCUGAUCGCCCGGGCGGAGGAGUCCCGCGCCCACACCGGCGAGGACCCCGUCGUCGAGUCCCUCCCCGAGGCGGAGCAGGAGUGGCUGAAUGAGUGCGAGCGCAUGGCCGAGGGGAGCUUGUUCAAGGAGACGGCGUCGUGGAUCUUUGGCCAGAACGUGCCCGGGAAAAAGUACGCUCUGAGGUUCUACUUUGGCGGCCUCAAGUCGUUCUACGAGGCGGUUCAGAAGGUCAUCGAUAACGACUAUGCCGGGUUCAAGCCGAUGGCCGUCUCGGCUGACACCUCCAAACAACAGGAUGCCAGUGCCGGUGGUGGGGAAAUUACAGGUCAAGAAGAGAUCAGGGCGCACAUGUAG